CGCCCAGAGAGUAGUAGUCAUUCACAGUACACUGUGCUAACCAAAUAAACCUAUCAAAAUGGCAGCUAAGUUCGUCGUUGUUGCUCUCCUGGUGGCGGCCGCUCACGGCAGCGCGAUCCACGGCGCCGACUACACCAGCUUCUCGUACGGCGUGUCCGACCCGCACACCGGCGACGUCAAGAGCCAGCACGAGACCCGCGUCGGCGACAGCGUCCGCGGCCAGUACUCGCUGCUGGAGUCCGACGGCACGAAGCGCACCGUAGACUACGCCGCUGACGCGCACAGCGGCUUCAACGCCGUCGUCCGCAAGGACCCCGCUCUGGUCGCGCACGCCGCCUACGCCGCGCCCGUGGCCCACGCCGCGUACGCCGCGCCCGUCGCCCACGCCGCUCCCGUCGCCUACGCCGCGCCCGUGGCUCACGCUCCCGUCGCGUACGCCGCGCACGCCGCCGCUCCCGUCGCCGUCUCUGCCUACUCCACCUCCCUCGCCCACGGCGCGCCCCUCGCCCACGCCGCGCCCCUCGCCUACGCCGCUCCCCUGGCGCACGGUGUUUAG
Molecule: messenger RNA, 556 nt
Organism: Ostrinia furnacalis (Asian corn borer)
Lineage: Eukaryota; Metazoa; Arthropoda; Insecta; Lepidoptera; Crambidae
Product: larval/pupal rigid cuticle protein 66-like
Exons: 2
Coding region: 59-556 (165 amino acids)
Cellular component (GO): extracellular matrix
Source: RefSeq, a predicted model, not a curated record